Molecule: messenger RNA, 1958 nt
Organism: Arabidopsis thaliana (thale cress)
Lineage: Eukaryota; Viridiplantae; Streptophyta; Magnoliopsida; Brassicales; Brassicaceae
Gene: AGT2
Product: alanine:glyoxylate aminotransferase 2
Exons: 9
Coding region: 451-1656 (401 amino acids)
Cellular component (GO): mitochondrion
Molecular function (GO): pyridoxal phosphate binding; L-alanine:glyoxylate transaminase activity
Source: RefSeq, marked reviewed
CUAAACUCUAGUCUUAAUCACACUAUAUAUAUAUAGUACUAGUGUGAUUUGCCCAACUUGUCAUCAUUAUCUCUAUCUAAUAAAUGGCGUUACAAAGGCAACUCCUGAAGAGAGCUACUUCCGAUAUCUAUCACCGCCGUGCGAUCUCUCUCCUCCGUACUGAUUUCUCUACUUCUCCUUCGAUUGCUGAUGCUCCGCCGCACAUUCCGCCGUUCGUUCACCAGCCACGGCCGUAUAAAGGUCCUUCCGCCGAUGAGGUUUUACAGAAACGGAAGAAGUUUCUCGGACCUUCUCUUUUCCACUACUACCAGAAGCCUUACGCAAUCGGGGAUUUCAAAUUUGUAGUUGUGAUUUUCGAUCGAUUCAUUAGCUCCCGAAGACUAAGAGGAUUUGUGGACUUAGAAGCCAGCUUGAUGAUCCAUGGAUCUCUGAUUAUUCAGUGUUGAUGUUAUGUUGCAGCUUAACAUCGUUGAAGGGAAGAUGCAGUACUUGUAUGAUGAGAGUGGUAGGCGAUAUCUGGAUGCCUUUGCUGGAAUAGUCACUGUGUCGUGCGGUCACUGCCAUCCGGAUAUUCUUAAUGCGAUUACGGAACAGAGCAAGCUACUUCAGCACGCGACUACUAUUUACCUGCAUCAUGCCAUUGGUGAUUUUGCUGAAGCAUUGGCUGCCAAGAUGCCCGGAAAUCUUAAGGUUGUGUACUUUGUGAAUUCUGGCUCAGAAGCUAAUGAGCUAGCAAUGAUGAUGGCUAGGCUUUACACUGGUAGCCUUGAGAUGAUUUCCUUGAGAAAUGCUUAUCAUGGUGGAAGUUCCAAUACUAUUGGACUAACUGCUCUUAACACAUGGAAGUACCCAUUACCUCAGGGGGAAAUCCAUCACGUAGUAAAUCCAGAUCCAUACCGUGGAGUUUUUGGCUCUGAUGGUUCUCUUUAUGCUAAAGAUGUUCAUGACCACAUCGAGUAUGGUACCUCUGGAAAAGUAGCUGGAUUUAUCGCAGAGACCAUCCAGGGGGUCGGAGGAGCUGUAGAAUUGGCUCCUGGUUACUUAAAGUCGGUUUAUGAAAUUGUUCGCAACGCUGGUGGUGUAUGCAUUGCUGAUGAAGUCCAAACUGGAUUUGGGCGAACAGGAAGCCACUAUUGGGGUUUCCAGACUCAAGAUGUGGUUCCUGACAUAGUCACAAUGGCAAAGGGAAUUGGAAAUGGAUUGCCAUUAGGAGCUGUGGUGACUACACCAGAAAUCGCAAGUGUUUUAGCUAGCAAGAUUCUGUUCAACACUUUUGGUGGGAACCCGGUUUGUUCAGCUGGUGGACUUGCGGUUCUAAACGUUAUUGAUAAGGAGAAACGCCAAGAACAUUGUGCUGAAGUUGGUUCACACCUUAUACAACGUUUGAAAGAUGUGCAGAAAAGACAUGAUAUCAUUGGAGACGUGAGAGGAAGAGGGUUAAUGGUUGGGAUUGAGCUUGUGAGUGACCGGAAAGACAAGACACCAGCCAAGGCUGAAACAUCUGUCUUGUUUGAGCAACUUAGAGAACUUGGCAUUCUCGUCGGAAAAGGAGGACUUCAUGGGAACGUUUUCAGGAUAAAGCCACCAAUGUGUUUCACUAAAGAUGAUGCAGAUUUCUUGGUAGAUGCAUUGGACUAUUCCAUCUCCAGGUUGUGAACAAGGAUGAAACAAAGCCAACGAGAGUUUUUAACCAUAUGAACCGUUUUAAUGUUUCCGCGUCUUUGUAACGAAAACCAAGCCAAGUCUCAUCUCCUUUGAUUUCAGAAUAAAUAAAUAAAAUUUAUUUAUUUCUCAGUGUUGCUAUGACAUAAUACAAAUACAUUAGAAAAGCCCAAUUAUUUUUGUUUUCUUUGUUAAAAUUCCCAUAUUUCAUCUGGUGGACUUAAAAAAAUAAAAUUAUACAUGAGCUAUAUAUUAUUCUGCUAAAGCAUACUUUAAAUAAUAAAAAUUUAAAUUCU